AUGCGAGUACAGAAGUACCGUGUAAUCAACAAUGGGAGCCAUAACUUUGACCAUUGGCCUGGUUUAAUUCUGUUUAAUUUCACCACGGGCCACUCGAUCGGCCUCAUUCCAAAGUGGCGAUUCCCCGUCCUACUCACCCCGUCACAUGGACUAGCAGUGGCCGCGUCAGUCGCGCUUGUCAGAAUUGUCCAGAUACAAAGACCAAAUUCAGUGGCCAUCAUCCAGCCUGCCACCGGUGUAAAGAGUUAUUUGAGGUUGGAUGAUGGUGCUUUACUAGAUCAUCCUGAUAUACAGCAGGUGCAGGUCGAGGGCCUGGUAACCUUCUACCUCCUUUCUACAGGUCAAAUUAAUCGGUCAGCGUCCAACCCCUUUUUCACCCGCAUGAAUUUUGGUUCUGACUCCUGGUGCCAAUUUUCACAUUAA
Messenger RNA from Penicillium taxi, 423 nucleotides. RefSeq names its product C6 transcription factor. The coding region runs from base 1 to 423 and encodes 140 amino acids. NCBI's taxonomy places the organism in Eukaryota, Fungi, Ascomycota, Eurotiomycetes, Eurotiales, Aspergillaceae. The record is from RefSeq and is a predicted model, not a curated record. The transcript is spliced from 3 exons.